AUGAAAAUGCCCCCCAAACCACAAUCUCAGUCUUUCUUCUUCACUCCAUUGCUUCUUCUCUUUCUCCUCUCGACGACCCUCGUCACCCCCCUCGUCACUGCACAGACGCAUACAAGAACCUCAACAGUGGUAGUAACGGUGACAGCAACCCCAACCGAUCCACCGUCAUCAUCAUAUACCUCCCGGGAGGAAUUCAAAGACAUCAUCCUCAAGGUCAGCAACGCUUACCGGAAACAGCACAGUGCGAGUCCAUUAGUAUGGAACGAGACUCUGGCAGAGUAUGCAUUUCACUACGCUAAGAAGUGUAAAUGGGAGCACUCGCAUGGUCCAUACGGUGAAAACCUCGCAACAGGAUACCCAAAUACCACAUCCGCCGUCUCCGAAUGGGGCGACGAACGGGAUUUAUACGACUUCAAGAAACCUACAGGCUUCACGGAGGAGACGGGUCAUUUCACACAGCUAGUUUGGAAAGCAACAGAGAAAGUUGGCUGUGCUGUUGUUGACUGUGGAUAUAAGAGUAAUAAUGACGAUGAGGGUGGUAAGAUCGAGGGCCAGGAUAGCAACAGCAAUAGCAACAACAACAACAACAACGGCAGCAGCAGCGGGCCACCGAGGGCUAAUGGAUGGUAUAUCGUCUGCGAGUAUCUUCCUCAAGGGAACCUGAUAAUGGCGGGGAGGGAGAAUGCACUUUUUAUACAGAACGUGUUGCCGGAAUCAUCAUCAUCCUCAUCUUCUACUUUUGCUUCCCCUACAACUUCUUGCUCUUCUUCGACUUCUGCUUAUCCUUCAGCGGGUACGACUUUUACGGGAGACAACAAUAACCGCAAUGAUAUUACUUUCAGUCAAGCUAAUGAAAGACACGACCUGAGUUCAGUGAGAGUUUGCAGGAUAUGGGUUACUCUGGUUAUGCUCCUGGCUAUGUUUGCUAUGUGA
Messenger RNA from Monascus purpureus, 933 nucleotides. The record is from the annotation of a GenBank genome assembly. NCBI's taxonomy places the organism in Eukaryota, Fungi, Ascomycota, Eurotiomycetes, Eurotiales, Aspergillaceae.